AACGUCCAACUCUAUCUUUAUUUAGCUCUAUGGUUCACCGAAUGUAUUAUUGGAUUUCCUUUCUUCUCACAAGUAGAAACAAUAAAACAAGAUUAAAAGUGAAUUGUUAGUGUUUCUUAUUUCAGUGAAAAUUCAAGUGCCUCACAAUGGCAGACAACGAACAAAAAGCAAUGCAAUUGAUGGCAGAGGCAGAAAAAAAACUAACCUCCUCCAAAGGUUUCUUUGGUUCCCUUUUUGGAGGGUCAUCAAAAGUGGAAGAAGCUGUAGAAUGUUAUCAGCGAGCAGCUAAUAUGUUUAAAAUGGCAAAAAAAUGGGGAUCUGCAGGGAAUGCAUUUUGUGAAGCUGCAAAUUUGCACGCUAAAUCGGGAAGUCGACACGAUGCAGCUACAAAUUACGUUGACGCUGCUAAUUGCUAUAAGAAAUCUGAUCCCAAUGAGGCUGUAAAUUGUCUAUUAAAGGCUAUUGAGAUUUAUUUAGAAAUGGGCCGUUUUACGAUGGCUGCAAAACACCAUCAAAGUAUAGCUGAAAUGUACGAAAGUGAAGCUGUUGAUUUAGAACGUGCUGUACAUCAUUAUGAACAAGCAGCUGAUUAUUUUCGUGGUGAAGAAAGCAAUUCUUCAGCAAACAAGUGUCUUCUGAAAGUCGCUCAAUACGCCGCCCAACUUGAAAAUUAUGAGAAGGCUAUUCAAAUUUACGAACAGGUUGCCUCAUCGUCACUGGAAAGUUCGUUACUCAAAUACAGUGCAAAAGAAUAUUUCUUUAGAGCUGCUUUAUGUCAUCUUUGUGUUGAUGUUCUUAAUGCUCAACAUGCCAUUGAACGAUAUGAACAACAGUAUCCAGCGUUUCAAGAUUCCAGGGAGUAUAAACUUAUCAAAACACUUAUAGAACAUUUAGAGGAACAAAAUGUGGAAGGUUUCACAGAAGCAGUUAAAGAAUAUGACUCAAUUUCACGUCUUGAUCAAUGGUAUACAACUGUUUUGUUACGUGUGAAGAAACAAGUCAACGACAACCCCGAUUUGCGCUGAUUAUUUUCAUUUGCCUUGAGGUACAUUCCAGUGUCACUUUUCUUCCUCUGAUCCCACGUGUACUCCUAACACUCCAUUUUCGCUUGUAACGAACAUAAAACAAAAAAUGUUAACUACAAACACAAUUCUCCUCAUUUGGUCUUAAUUUGUGCAUUAAGACCAGUCAUUCACGAUACGAUCAUAUUAAAUUUCAUUGAAAAUUCGUUCAACUAGUAAUCGCAUAUACAUCAUAGUUCAUAAAUAAUCAGUGGUAUAUAAAAAUGUAGUUAAACGUCAAGUACUAUAAUAUCAUCUCAAUAAUGCCCAAGGUUAAUUUAGAAGCGUGUAAUUAGCUAGGGAUCUGUAAGUAGUCCUUUACAUAUAUUUAUUGCUAUUGUUAAAACUUUAUGGUGUAUGUAAUCACAUAAAAAAAAGAAAACAACAACCCGUUUUUAAUUCGGCUUCUAAAAUAUUAUGUCAACAUAAAAAUAAUCUACUGUAAGUCAUGUUAAUUAAUAUUUUUCGUACAAGUAAUGAAGUAAAUAAUGCACGUUGAUAAUAAUUCACAAUUCUAGAUUCGCAAUAAACGGUCUCCUAAAUUAUUAUAGAUCAGUCGUAUAUAUAUAUAUAUUGAAAGUGAUUUAAAAAAUAAUAAUAAUUUUUAUUAUUCAAAAAUGGAGAAAUAAUUAUUAGUAUCAAUUGAUAUCAUAUUUUAAGUGUUUGGUUAAAUUUAAUUAAGAAUAUUAUGUUAUGUUUAUGUGAUAUUUUGCGUUUACAUAUUUUAUGUACUUUACGUAUUUUAAACAGUUGUUACUCAUGUUCAAGUUGAUUAAAAAUUUAAAUUAUUAACAAUUACCUCAAAACUUUAAAUUUUAGUUCAUGAAACUUAUUUUACAUUUUAAAAUUAAUUUUUAAUAAUUUAUUUUGUAAUAAUUCUUUUUUUCUAGAAGGUUAAAUUUUGUUUUUCUAUACACAAUCUAUAGAGGUAAAUUAUUACAAUUUAUUUAAAACAUUUAAAAUAAAAAAUUAUUAUAGAAUAAUUUUACAAUUAAAAAUAAAUAGUGUUGAAAAAAAUUUGCAAACAAUGCAUAUGCAGCUGAGACCAAAAUAAAUACAUAAUCAGUUCUGCAUUUUGACGAAGAAGAGUUUUUUUUACUCUUGUUUUAGUUGAACAUGAGUUUUAUUGUUUAUUUAUAUUUGUUGUUACAUUUUUUAAUGUAUUUAAUUUUCUAGUGUAAAUUAUUCACAUAUAUUUGCUUUUUAUUUUAAUUAGGCAAAAAAAAAUACAAUAAUUAGGUCAAUAACAAAUAACUUUAAUAUUGUUUUUGUCAGUUAUGUAUUUUCAUUUUUAUAUUAUUUAUCUUGAAUUUAUUAUAAGCAUAAUUUAUUAUAAUAUAAAAUUUUUGUUUUGAAAUAAAAAAAAAGAACAUAUUUUUA
This is a messenger RNA of Leptopilina boulardi, 2441 nucleotides long. RefSeq names its product alpha-soluble NSF attachment protein (gene alphaSnap). Gene Ontology annotation, biological process: intracellular protein transport; SNARE complex disassembly. NCBI's taxonomy places the organism in Eukaryota, Metazoa, Arthropoda, Insecta, Hymenoptera, Figitidae. Gene Ontology annotation, molecular function: soluble NSF attachment protein activity; syntaxin binding. The coding region runs from base 147 to 1025 and encodes 292 amino acids. The record is from RefSeq and is a predicted model, not a curated record. Gene Ontology annotation, cellular component: SNARE complex; vacuolar membrane. The transcript has 5 exons.